This is a messenger RNA of Cutaneotrichosporon cavernicola, 6369 nucleotides long. RefSeq lists its product as uncharacterized. Gene Ontology annotation, molecular function: high voltage-gated calcium channel activity. Gene Ontology annotation, biological process: calcium ion import across plasma membrane. The transcript has 20 exons. The record is from RefSeq and is a predicted model, not a curated record. Gene Ontology annotation, cellular component: membrane; voltage-gated calcium channel complex. Bases 1 to 6369 code for a protein of 2122 amino acids. NCBI's taxonomy places the organism in Eukaryota, Fungi, Basidiomycota, Tremellomycetes, Trichosporonales, Trichosporonaceae.
AUGACCCCGCCGCGGCCGUCUUCGCGUGCCUCGUGGGCGAGGGCUGGGGCUGGGGCCGCGGCCUCGUCUUCCUCCAACCCACGCCCAACGCACGACGACAUUGCCGACGUUCUCGGAUCCCUUCCAGCGCCCCCACCCCGUGCGGCGCAAGCGUUCAGUGGGCCCAUCCGCUCGCCGGCGCCUUCUCCCGACUCGGCAGACGUCGGCGAGAUCCACCCGCUGCACCCAGCCUACCGCGCACAAGAGGAUCUGAAUCGUCCACGAAGACCUUGGGCUGACAGCCGCGAGACAUUAUCUCGAACCAGCAGCGUUGCUGGUAGCCUCCACAGCGACGAAAGCGACACUGCCCACCUUACCGCCGACACUCUUCCUGCAGGGAUCGGCGUCGCAGGUACAGGUGCAGGCGGUCACGCACGAUUGUCACAACUGAACCGCCCAUAUGACAAUGAAGGAAGGCCGCGCGUUGGGCCCCUUGGUAUCAUCACCCGAAGUCCAACAAUACGCCGUGUCUCUACUACUCUACGCAACGCCAGUAUCCGUGUUCAAAACAUUAUGGGCACAGAGAAAGACGGAUACGAGGGCCUCAACCGCCUCUCGACAAACGAUGAGGGGGCAGAAUCACCGCUAGAGAUGAGCAGCGCACUGUCUACCCCCCCAAAUCCCCCCCCAUCACCACCACCACCACCACCACCACCACCACCGCCACCGCCACCAGUGCGGGGCCAGCUCCGAGGGCGCACCCUCGGCGUCUUCUCCGCUUCCAACCCCAUCCGCCGAGCCAUGAACAGCGCUGUCCUCUUCCCGUGGACUGACCCCAUCAUCAUGGUGCUCAUCCUCGCGAACCUGAUCAUUCUCAUCAUCCAGGCCGCCCCGCCGGUAUUCACUCCCCGCAGCCCCGGGGGUGGCUACUUUCGCGCAUGGGAGGACUAUGCGCUUUUCGUCCUCUUCGUCAUCUUCACUAUCGAGAUGUUUGCGCGGAUAAUCGUGACGGGCCUGAUCGCCGACCCCGAAACUUCCAUGCCUUCCUUCAUGCAGAGAGUGCGCGAAUUUGUCGUGUUCAAGGCAAAUGCCGAUGUCGACCCGGCGGCGAGGCCGUCGACGAAGGAGGCGUGGCACAGGACGCGACAAAUGUCGACAUCUGGCGGCAGCCGCAGUUAUACAACACAAUUCAUGCCAUUUGACGAGGCCGUCACACAUCAACGCAGUCUUGUCAAGGAUAACCGACCGUACCUUCGCCACUCAUGGCACCGCAUUGACAUGGUUGCGAUUGUUGCGUUCUGGAUCACGUUCAUUCUUGCCAUGACAGGACAGGAGGUCACCGAGAACAGACACCUUUACCUCUUCCGCGCUAUCAGUAUUUUACGCACGGCGCGCCUGCUCGUUGUCACUUCGGGUACGGCGACGAUCCUGCACUCGCUCAAACGCGCCGGGCCGCUAAUCCUCAACGUGUCGUUCCUCAUCGUGUUCGCUGCGGCUCUCUUUUCCAUCAUCGGCGUCCAGAGCUUUAGAGGUUCGCUACGUCGCACCUGCAUCCUCCCGGAUCCAAAUGACCCCAGCAACAACAUCACGCUAGGCAAUUGCGGCGGGUUCUUAGACCCAACCACGCUUACACCGACUUCAUUCAUCAAGCAGAAUGGCGUUCCUUCGUCACAGGCUCCCAAGGGCUUCAUUUGCCCCAUCAACCAGAUCUGCCAGACGGGCGAUAAAAGCCUGGAAGAUGACACGGAAAGCUUUGACAACAUCUUCAAGUCGCUGGUGCAGGUCCUCAUCAUUGCGGGAGUCAACACGUGGACGAACACGAUGUACGAAACAAUGGACACCGACUAUCAAGCAUCGGCUCUCUUCUUCAUCGUCGCGAUCAUGGUACUCAACCUCUGGCUUAUGAACCUGCUGGUUGCUGUGGUCGUCAACACUUUCCAGGAUAUCCGAGCGGAGACGAAGAAGUCUGCUUUUGGCGGAGAAUCCUCUGCCAUCUCUGCACCGCAGUGGGCACAGGACUCAACCAGGAAGCCCAAGGAGCCAUCUCGAGUUUUCACUCUCUACCGCAAGACAGAGCCAUUCUGGGUCCUGCUCAUCCUCCUCGAUGUCAUCGCACAGGGUACCAAGGCGGCUAACAGUUCUCCCUGGCACAUGUCCUUCCUCCGUCAGAUGGGACUAGCUUUUGGCAUCAUUUGGCCUGUUGAGAUCGCUUUGCGCUACCUCACGUAUGUGCCCGACUGGCGUGCGUUCUUCAAGAUCAAACGCAAUGACUUUGACCUCCUCCUGGCCAUAGGCAGCGCCAUCACUGAGCUAGUACCUGCAGUUCGCCAGUCGCAGUACCACUCGUGGCUGACAGUGUUCGAUUUGUUGCGUUGGUACCGUGUAAUCCUUCUCGUGCCUCGAAUGAAGCCACUCUUGGUCAACAUCUUCGGUAGCUUCACGGGUCUGUUCAACAUGGUCGUUUUUCUCUUCUUGAUGACCCUGCUUGCAGCUUUGAUGGGCGUCCAGUUCCUCCGUGGUGACCUCCCAGAAGGCGAUGCCAUGAUCAAUUUCUCCCAAGUUUACAACUCCUUUGUGGGCAUGUACCAGAUCUUCUCGACGGAGAACUGGACAGUAGUGCUGUAUUCAGCGGUUGGCGCCGACUGGGGCUGGGGACAGGGCUGGAUUGUGUGCAUCUUCCUGUUCCUCUGGUUCAUGUUCGCGAACUUCAUCAUGAUGCAGAUGUUCAUCGCUGUCAUCAACGAAAACUUCUCUGUCGCCGAGGAGCAGAAGCGCAAGCAACAGGUUGACGCCUUCAUCCGCCGGUCGGAGCCCGAAUCAUCACACAGCAGCUUCUUCGAGAGAUUUAACCCGUACAACAGAGUCCGGGGAAGGCACAGGGCCAUCCACGUGUCCGAGGUGCCGCAGAACCUCAUUCUGCCAUUGAAGCAGACGAUCGGGCAAGACGUCGGUGAUGGAGAUGUCGGCCAAGAGCUAGCCACAGGCAAGGCCGCAAUCAAGCGCCUAAUGGGCAUUACCGCAGACGGCAAAGUGAAGCUCUUCGGCUGGUUUACAAAGAAGAAGAAGGCCACCGGUUCGCGCAGGAACUCUACGCGCGUGGAUCACGACGGUGACAGUGAUGACGAUCGGGGCUUGACCGACCUCUUACCCCCGAUCAACCCCGGAAUCUCGGUUGACGAGCAUAGGGACGCGCUGCGAGAGAGGCGCAACCAGGAAGCCGACUUCAUCUCUGCUCACCCCACCUACGACUUGUCGCUUUACUUGAUCUCGCAGAAGAACCCGCUUCGCAAGUUCUGCCAACACCUUGUUCCAUCGUCCCAUGGACAUCGGAUCUUCGGCCAGCAGCCUGACCCGAUGUGGAGCUUUCUCUUUAAAUGCGUGAUCUUCCUCAGUGUCACAGCGAGCAUUGCUAUGGCGGCCAUCGCGACUCCUCUAUAUCGCAGGCAAUUCUACGUGCAACACGGUAUGAAGUACGGGUGGUUCGACUACGCCGAGGGCAGUAUAGCACUCGUGUUCUUCAUCGAGUUCCUGAUCAAGAUCAUCGCCGACGGCUUCAUCUUCACGCCCAACGCGUACCUUUACUCAGUGUGGAACGUCGUCGACUUCUUCAUUCUCAUACUCUUGCUCACCAACACCAUCUCGUCUCUGGUCACCAUCGGCGGCAUGAGCCGCUUAACGCGCUCAUUCAAAGCAUUCCGCGCCCUGCGGCUCAUCACAGUUUUCCGUCGAUUACGUGAUACAGUCUACGUCGUCUUCUUCGCCGGGUUCGUGCGUAUUCUGGACGCGGCCUGCCUCAUGAUCUUGUACAUCAUUCCGUUCGCAAUUUGGGGGCUCAACAUCUUCCGCAACCGUAUGACUGGCUGUAACGAUGGCAGCGGGAACAUUGGCGGCCGCAGCGACUGCGUUGGCGAGUUCCUCAGUUCGCCAAUCGACAACAGCCUGGAGUUUCUCGCCCCGAGGGCUUGGGGUAACCCGACUUUCGACGGCAGCAAAUGGUCAUUCGAUGACUUCCGCAGAUCCAUGCUGAUUCUCUUCGAGAUUGUGUCGCUCGAGGGUUGGACAGACGUCAUGUCUUCGGCCAUGAACAUUGUCGGCCAGGACCAGCAACCCCAGACGAACGCCCAACAAUGGAACUCCAUUUUCUUCAUCAUUUUCAACCUGUUCGGCGGCGUCGUCAUCUUGACCGUCUUCCUGACGAUCAUCAUCGAGAACUUCAGUAUCAGCUCCGGCACGGCUCUCCUGACCACUGAGCAACGCCAGUGGGUCGAUCUGAAGAAGUACAUCCACGCGCAGACGCCUAGUCAGCUUCCGAAGAAGAAGCCACGGACGCGCCUUCGCCUGUGGUGCUACCAGCGCGCGACGACCAAGCGCGGCUACUGGCAACGUUUCUUCACCUUUGUCUACUGUGUCCAUAUCCUGCUCUUGAUGUGCGAGGACUAUUCGGAGAACAUCAUGUCUGAGACGCAGCUGGACACCACCUUCCUCGUCUUGACUGUCCUGUACGCUGUUGACAUUGUCGUGCGGUUCAUCGGCUUGGGGUUCAAGGCGUUCCGCUCUAAUGGGUGGAACUUGUUCGACGUCAUCGUCGUGGCGGGCAGCUUUGCUACGACCAUUCCCGCGCUUCAAGCCAGUGCGAGCGGCGUCGAAGGCAACCAGGCUAGCAAGCAGGUGCAGAAGCUUUUCCUCGUUGCGAUUGCGCUCAAGCUAGUACAGCGUCUCGAUGCGCUCAACCAGCUGUUCAAGACCUCGAUUGCCAGUCUCCCGGCUAUUGGCAACCUGUUCAUGCUCUGGGCGGUACUCUUCCUGUUCGCUGCCAUCAUCUACCUGGAGGUCUUCGGCUUGACCAAGCAAGGACCGAACGCGGCUUCACGAUUCCAGAACUACAACACGUUUGUCAACUCGUUAAUCAUGCUGGCCUUCAUGUCUACAGGUGAGGGCUGGAACGGAUACAUGCACGAUUAUACUGUCCAGUUCCCGCACUGUGUUGAGGGCGCAACCUACCUGGACUCGGAUUGUGGCAGCGAAGGUUGGGCGUAUACGCUCUUCAUCGCCUGGAACAUCCUAAGCAUGUACAUCUUCCUGAACAUGUUUACAGGUGUUGUCGUCCAGUCCUUCUCCUACGUGUACCAGAUGCCGGGGAGUGCCACGCUCGACCGCGAGCAGAUGCGCUCUUUCAAGAGGGCGUGGGCGCAGAUCGAUGUUGAGCGGACCGGAUAUAUCAAGCGGAAAGACUGCGCGCGUUUCCUAUCUAUGCUGAACGGUGUCUUCGAGGUCCGACUCUACCCGACCGAGUACAACGUACCGCACCUACUCAGUACGUGUGCGGCAACUCAAGGCAACUCGAAGGAAGUCGAGACCAGUGCCAGACACGCGGUCGAUGUACGCAAGCUGCAAUCCGCCAUCUCCCAGAUCGACUUCGACCAGGUACGCCAACGCCGCCGCCAGUUCGUGAGGCUCUUCUUCGAGGCCAAAAUCACCAAUGAGCGGGAUCGAGGUAUCAGCUUCACCAACAUGCUUCUCAUGCUGGCGCAGACGAUACUCAUUAACGACGAGGAUGCGCUACAGGUCGACGAGCUCCUCGUCCGGCGAGAGAAAAUGGAACAGGUCAAUGACCUCGUUAACCUCGACCGCGUCCGUGGCCUGCUCCGCGCGAUCUAUUGGCGCCGCAAGUUCCAGCACUACCGCGAGGAGAAGGCGCGCGCCGCUGCGGCAGAGGCAGGACGAGCUGUCCCAGCGAUCGUUUUGCCAGACACCUCGUCACCGAACGCGCCACGUACGCCGUCGCUGGCCGACGAGCCACUGCAGCCGACGCGCAGCCCAUGGGGCACACCCACGCACACGCCGCCUGGUAGCAGACCAACCAGCCCCAUCAGCCCGGUCCGCUCGCGGCCUUCGUCAUCAAGUAGACCCAAACCCGGGCGGCAAGGCUCAGGACCCAACCCACAACGUCCCGCACGCCAGGGCUCCGGACCCAGCCGGCAAGGAACGGGUUCGAGCGGGCGGUUCCCCAGCAGACAGGGAACGGGAUCGUCGGGGCCAAGUCGGUCGGGCACGCUCGACCUGGACCCGUUCGAAGGCCUCAGCGGCGACGGACACUUUACACUUGGGAGCGCGGGUAGUCACUCGACUGUCCUCGGGCCCCUGGGCAUACUGUCGAUGCCGCCUUCGCAUCUCUCGCACAGCUCCCAGACACUCAACCCGUCCCGUCGCGGGUCUGCGGACAGCGCGGCGUUCAGCGGGUCCCAGCACUUGUCCAACUACUCGGCGUACUCGCACUCGCGGGAGCCGAGCUUUGACGAGCCAGCCAACGAGGAUGUGCUUGCGGCUAUGGCGGGGAGCGAGUGGGCAGACAUGAUGCGCGAGGCUGUCGACGAGGAGGGCGGCAGUUAA